AUAGUUUACAUAGUUUAAUAGGGAGUGGAGCGGUGUUCUGUAACCUACGGCUAUAUCGUAUUACAUUGUCGAUUAAUAGCUUUCUCGAUAAACACGUGUAAUCAUCUUCGCUCGCUUUUUCGUUUUUUCCUACAAUGUCGUCCAGACGAAAAUCCAAUCGACCACGCAAUUGUGCUGGGUGCAACGUCAACUCAACGGAUCACACAUUUGGCACAAUGUCCAAAUUUUGUACAGGACCAACAUCGCAAGACUCAACAGACGACGAAGAGCCCGUGCAUCAUCCAGAAGCCUUAAAGAGAGGACCAAAAACAACGGAGGAUAAUAACGGGCAAAUCCUCCUAGCACUACAGUCUCUAGCGGGUCAAAUUGAAACCCUUCAACUAGACCAGAAAAGUCUUCGGGAGAAGGUCGAGUCAUCUAGCGUUGGGGGCGGACCCGCAACAAAACCGGCAAACCAAGGUAACAACCUUUAUCUCUUACCCUACGUAGACCUACUUACGCUCCUAACUAGCCCUCAGUCAACCGACGAUAGUUCAAGUAGUAGCAGUGCGAAGGAUAACAAACGAAAACCAACAAUCGAAUCAUUCGACCAGUGGCUCGAAGCCUGGACAGUGUACGAGAAAAAAGAAGUAAUCGACAAACCAGCACGAUACGCCGAUAUGUCUUCGUAUCGCCUAAUAAUCCAGAAAGCAAAUCGAAAGUUCAGUUGGACUGCAGUCUACGAGUUUGACGUACAAUUUCGGCGAGGUCUCUCAACGAUACAAGGCCGCCUGGACAUGAUCGACACCACGUUGUACGCCACAAUUCUCGACUCGUCAGCCGUACGUAAAGAGAGUUCCUCGUGCGCGCGUUGCAAAUCACUAUUCCAUCUCGUACGAGAUUGUCCCUUUCGUGCGAGGACGGCGGUGRAGGAAACUAAGAAAGAGAAGACAAAUGAGCAGUGGAAAUACGAUAAGUGGACCCAUAAUGGCACCGAAGGAUGCAACCUCUACCAGCGUCGCGCGUGCCAACAAGGAAAAGACUGCAAACGAGCACACGUUUGUAAAUCUUGUCGGGGGAACCACGCGAAUGCCGAUUGCAACGUCCACUCAACCAAAGCCUAAAUC
Molecule: messenger RNA, 1106 nt
Organism: Exaiptasia diaphana
Lineage: Eukaryota; Metazoa; Cnidaria; Anthozoa; Actiniaria; Aiptasiidae
Source: RefSeq, a predicted model, not a curated record